Thelazia callipaeda (thelaziosis nematode) is the source of this 1206-nucleotide messenger RNA. Lineage: Eukaryota; Metazoa; Nematoda; Chromadorea; Rhabditida; Thelaziidae. The record is from the annotation of a GenBank genome assembly.
AAAUAAUUUGUAUCAAAAUUUGAAGAAAUUUUAUUGUAAGAGCAAGUUGUUGCUGAUGAAAAGUAUUCACUUACCUUUCACUAAGACGGAGUCUACGUUCACGUGGAGGUGGACACGUAAUAGUGACUUACGUCGACGUCGGAAUGGCUGGAGUUGGCCCCCUUCUGCAUUACAAUUGCUUUGUUGGCUAGCGAUACCUGUGAUAGCUCCGUCUACUGCCUUCUUACUUUUACCUUUGCAUCAACUUUACGCUCCAUUAGCUGUAUUAAUUGCUACUCUGUAUCUUUUGCUACAAAUCAUCAUACUGACAAGCAUUGACCCCGCUGUGAGCAACUUGCACAAAGGUCAGGGACCUGCACUUUUUGAUGCAACAAAACAUAAUCAUGUUAUCGAGAAUCUCUACUGCAAUAUUUGUCUCAUUCACGUGGAUCCAACUUGCAAACAUUGUCGUCAGUGUAAUAAGUGUAUAUCUGGCUUUGAUCAUCACUGCAAAUGGCUCAAUAAUUGUGUGGGUGCUGUGAAUUACAGGUUAUUCUUACUAUUAGUGAUGUCAGUAUGCUUCAUAUCAGCGAUCAUAUCAACAUGCCUUAUUGUUCUUCCAGUUAUUUCAUUCAUUAACUCAAAAUUACUGCUUGAUAUAAAUAAGUUACCGAUGGAAGUAAUUAUGUGGCAAGCACUCUGCCUGGGAGCUUGCGUUCCAUACACAAUUGUAGCAUUCCUCUGCGCACAUCUAAUUUAUUUCCAUUACAAAUUAUGUCAGUUAGUCUGUAAUUUCAGGGAGCAUGGCAUGACAACCUAUAGCUUCAUCAGAGUUAAUCCACAGUCUCAAGAAGCUGAAGAUAUUAUUUCUCUUCAAAAGAAUGAUGAGCAAAAUAUUGCAACAACUACUCCAAAUAGAGUACCUGAUACUGUUACUGUAGAGAAAAGUUGUUCCAAACGAAGUACGAUAAGGUCGAGAGCCAUUCACGAUUCUUCGCAAUCAAUUCCAUAUCCUUAUUCUUUGAUAUUUAUUAAAAUAGCAAGUAAAUUAAGUUCAUAUAACAGUAUUGAAAGAUACGAUAAAAUGUUAAGUAUUUUAAAACUUUGCAAAAAGAAUAGUCGUUUGACUGUUAAAUUAUUAAUACAAUAUAAAAUAGUGUCAAUGACAACAAUAAUGGUAAUAACAAUAAUUAAUGGCACUGAGAUUGAAAAAUGCAAAUGCUGAUA